Messenger RNA from Chenopodium quinoa (quinoa), 763 nucleotides. RefSeq lists its product as uncharacterized. The coding region runs from base 201 to 578 and encodes 125 amino acids. NCBI's taxonomy places the organism in Eukaryota, Viridiplantae, Streptophyta, Magnoliopsida, Caryophyllales, Amaranthaceae. The record is from RefSeq and is a predicted model, not a curated record. The transcript is spliced from 2 exons.
UGUUUUUAAUCACCGUGUCCUUAAAUGCAGCAACAAUGAUAUUUAAUUUUCAUUCUCUUUCUUCAAAACCCAAACCCCAAAUUAAAACCCUAGCUCAUCCUCUCUUUUAAUUAGCCGCCCUCACAUCCUCCUCUUCCUCUAUUGAAUUCUUUACAGAAAUAAAGCAUCAUAUUUACAGAAAUAAUGCAUCAUAUUUUCACAUGAAAAACAAACGGAGUAUUAAUUCCCGCGCAUCCUCCAUAAAAUUCGGCGAUUUUCCGGCAACAGAACCACCAGCUCCUUGCCGCAAAAACCAAAAGCGUAAACCCACCAACACUUCAUCACCGGCGCCUCCGAAGUGCCACACUCGUGAGAAAACCGCCGUCACAGCAACCGCCGCUUCUGGCGAAUUCAUCUUUCUCCUUCCUCCGAUCCACAACGAUUCGUUAGCCAGAGCUCGACAGAUUCAAAUGUUCUUCAUGUUCCUAUUGAUGUUAUAUGCAGAUUUGCUUAAUUCAUCAUAUCACACAAAAUUCUCAACGGAGAUAAGAAAUGCCGAAAUGGAGUACUCAAUCGAAAUGGAACUCAACCCUUGUUAAUGUAAUUAUUAUUGUAAUUUUUUUUGUUGAGUUUUAUAUGUUGGAUGAUCUUUAGUAUCAUUCACAUCAAUUUUACAUGAUGUAAUAAUUUAUGUAAAUUUCAAUAAAUUCAAAUUUAAAUUACAAUAUAUGAAAUUUUUGCAAAUAUUUAUGGAGCAUAAAUAACGAAAUUUUCAAAAUUCAAA